AUGCCGAUCGGUAAAAAUAAGACACAACCGAUUAAAAGCUUGAAAAUAGUCCUCCAACGUUCUAACGUUAAUGAUCUAUCUGCAAGCAAUACUACAAAACCUAAAAGACAAGUUAGGAGCAGAUUUCAAAAUAAGGCAGCAACAAAACAACUACCACAACAAAAGUCUAACAACAUCAACAACAUUAACAUUGUUGGUGGUGGGUCCAGAUAUGCCAGACAAGUUAAGAAAGCCAACAGCAUCGACAUCAGAAAGAACAACAUCGGCAAUACUAACAACCACAUAGACAAUGAAAGCAUCAAUAAUAAUGCUGAUAAUAUUUUUUACAAUUACAACGAUGAUUGCAUCAAUGACAACAACAUCAUUAAUAAUAACAACAACAACAACAUAAAUUUAUUAGCAUCUAAAAUUUCAACCCUAUCAACCACCAUAACAUCGGCAAAACUUGCUUCAGCACAUCCAACAACUUCAUCAACAACAACAGCCACAACAUUAACGUCAUCAUCAUUACCUACUAAAUGUACUAUCCCAAUUAGAUUUGUCAUUAGCGACGACGAUGAUGAAGAUGAGCUUAUUGAUGAUGAGUUUGAGGUUGCAGCUGAUGAUAAUAAAAAAAAUAUUAUUAAUCUUAACAACAACAAAACUACUAAUGAUUAUGAUUCAUCAGCUACAUUAACAGCACCAAGUUCAAUGACAUCAACACCGGCAAUAUUUGCAACUGCUACUACUGCUGCUGCUACUACUACUACUACUGCUACUACUACUACUACUACUACUACUACUACCAUUACUACUACUGCUUCAAUAAAUACCAUUAGCACUCAUAUACCUUCAUCAUCGUCGUCGUCGUCGUCAUCAGCAACAACAUCUGCAUUGCAGGCAGCAAAUGUUCUUGAUAAAUGCCUCAAAAAUGGGAGUGCUCAUUUGUAUGAGCACAUGAAAAAUAUGAAUAAUUAUAAUAAUGAUAAUAAUGAGAAAGUUGAGCAUAUAUGUCACCAUGAUGACGAUAACGAUGAUGAUGAUAACAAUAGUGAAGAUGAUGAUGAGUAUGAAAGCAAUUUAUUAUUUGAUGUAGCCAAAUAUCAGGUUAAAAGUGAAGAAGAUUUAAACUCAGGUAGAUUGGAGAUGUGCUGUAUUAAUAAAUCGUCCUGUCUCAUCACUGGCUUAUGUCCCGUUCUCAAGCUCGAUCUUUCAUUAUUUUCAAGCGAAACACUGAUCAAGACCCACCCGGACCAUCAGCUGGAGAUCAGGAUUCAGAAGUACCCAGUACACAAAUCCAACAACAAUAAUAAUAAUAAUAAAAAAAAUAAUAUUAAUAAUAAAAAUAGUAAUAAUAAUAAAGUUCGAAACGCCAAUGACAACGUGUUCAGUAAUUAUGAUAUCUCACAGCCUGAUGAUUUGCUGGCCGCUAAGUUUAAUACUGCUACCCCUACCGCCCUCAAUGCUUAUAAAAGUACUAACAUUAAGAAUAAUAAUGCAAAUAUCGAUAGUAAUAGUGAUAAUGUCCUUAGCACCGAUGAAAAUGUCGAUAUUUUGGAUGCUGAUGAUAAAGCUUCUGCCGCUACUAAAGCUGCUGCUUCUACCACAAAUACUAUUUCUACUACUAUUGCUACUCCUUCUACUACUAUUGCUUACAGUAAUAAUAAUAAUAAUACUCAUGUUAAUAUUUCUAGUACUGCUAAUAAAAUUGGCGUUAGAAAUGUUAGUAGCAAAAAAGCAAUUGCAGCAACGACAUCAACUUCAAAAACGUCAACAUGCAAAACAUCGACAACAACAACAGCACCAUGUUCUGGUACAUUCUCAAAGGUAUCUUGGUACUGGGUGAGCCGUCCUUCAACAACGACCAUCUUGAAAUACGCCAGCUACCAGGCACUCACUUAUGUACGUCACUAUCACAAGUCUCUGAAGCAUAGUAGGUAUAUACAGUUUGGCACGAACGUUGACCUAUCCAACAGGUGCAUGUGGAGUAAGCAGUUGAAUGAACUGCAGAGGCUGCCCGCUUUUAUGAGAGUCGAUAAUUACCAUGGUAACAUGCUGAAUCAUAUUGGGCACAAGGUUCUUGGUGUUAAUACCGUUCAACUUUAUAUGAAGAUACCUGGAUGUCACCUGGAGAACAAUAACUUCUGCUCGGUGAAUUUGAACAUCGGGCCGGGCCAAUGUGAAUGGUUUUGUAUUGAGAGUAAACACUGGCAAGUCGUUCGAGAUCUCUGUGACAGCCACCAUUUAGACUUCCUGAGUGGUUCUUGGUGGCCGGACUGUCAUCAGUUACGUCACCACAACCUGCCACUGACGCACUUCACGCAGAAUCCUGGCGACGUCGUCUGGAUCGGUCCUGGUACCAUACACUGGGUCCAGGCGAACGGUUGGUGCAAUAACGUGGCGUGGAACGUCGGUCCGAUGACGACACUCCAGUACGAAUCGGCAAUGUCAAGUUACGAGCACAACGUGACAGCCUCAUUCAAGUCCAUCAUACCGAUGAUGCAACUCUCCUGGAAUCUGGCCAGGAACUCUCUGAGAAAUCUAAAAAUAGACAGCUCUGACUUGAGGAAGAUGAUAAAAGACACGAUAACGAACAGCCUACAAUACAUAACAACUACUAAAGACAAAUGCACCAGUAAAUUGAAGAAGAAAAUUAUUAGGCAAGAAAGAUUGGCCGAUGACUUGGCUCACUAUUGCGACACUUGUCAGGUUGCUAGCGUUGAUGAGGACGAUGCUGUUGUUGUUGAUGGUGGUGGUCAGUGUGAAGUCUUUGAUAUUUUGUUCGUCAGCAAAAACGUCGUCUACUGCUUCAAAUGCUCCCUCAAAUCCGAUCCAACCCUCAAUGAGUACCACGUGCUCGAGGAGUACGAAUUGACUGAGCUCAUUAAUAUUCAUAAGUCAUUUUUAUGUUAA
Molecule: messenger RNA, 2892 nt
Organism: Helobdella robusta
Lineage: Eukaryota; Metazoa; Annelida; Clitellata; Rhynchobdellida; Glossiphoniidae
Exons: 13
Coding region: 1-2892 (963 amino acids)
Biological process (GO): regulation of gene expression
Cellular component (GO): MLL3/4 complex
Molecular function (GO): chromatin DNA binding; RNA polymerase II cis-regulatory region sequence-specific DNA binding; histone H3K27me2/H3K27me3 demethylase activity
Source: RefSeq, a predicted model, not a curated record